Penicillium maclennaniae is the source of this 2973-nucleotide messenger RNA. RefSeq names its product putative capsular associated protein. The record is from RefSeq and is a predicted model, not a curated record. The transcript has 7 exons. NCBI's taxonomy places the organism in Eukaryota, Fungi, Ascomycota, Eurotiomycetes, Eurotiales, Aspergillaceae. Bases 1 to 2973 code for a protein of 990 amino acids.
AUGAUGGUAUCAAUCUCCGCCGACACUGGGCUCAAGGUCUGUGUGGGUAAUGGUCGCGCGUCUUUUAGGAUCUUCUUUUUGAGCUCUUUUUUCCUCGCCGCAUCUUAUAAUGCUACAUUCGCAUUCGACCGCCCAGUUCAUACGGCCGUUCUGGUCUGCUUCCUCACCGGAGUCGUCUUCAUCACUCUGGGUAGGUUUGCGCCGGCAGCAUCUCGGGCAUUUUCGCCGAAGCCUCAAUGGAGUGCCGUACCCUCAUCCGACCAAUUUGAACUAUCGUCGUCGCCGCGGAGCUCGUCUGCAUCAUCUCCUAUCCUAGGUUUCAACGAACCUGUCCUACCGCGGACUCGCUUCUGGCUAUCCCGGUUUUGGUGGAGGGUCGGCCUGUUGUUGACUCUCUGUGGCUUGCGAGUUGAGCUGUUUCGCCGAGUUACUCUCCAUUCAGAGUGCGUGCCUGAUGGAUAUUCUUACGCCAUCCCGUUGAUAGUCUCAAUUUACGACUACUGGCGCAACCAAAGAUCCCAACCGCGGGAGGAGUAUGUACAUUUGCAACGGUUCCAAAGACUACCUGCCCAAUUGGCCUACUCUACGUGUCGACGAAGCUUCCACUUCGUGACGAAAAGCCGCGCUCGAGGAAUCAUCGCUGCAACCUUUCUCUCGAUUGCGGGCUAUCUAGUCUCUUCCUUGACAAGUGGUAGCCAGUCCACUUACGUUUGCCCGAUCAUUAUCCAUGCAGCAGCACGUCUUCGGGUCAUCAGAGUUCUUAGCACUUUGAUAGAUUCAAUCCUGCUAAUCGGGGUUGCCGAUUUAAGUCGCGCCGGUGCUGAUCACGAGGGACAGCGGAGAAAGCGAGCAUUGGUGUCACUGGGAGUGGGUCUCUUGGGCAUCGCUUUGGCUUGGAGUUUUAUCUCGUACCGGGUUACGAACAGUCGUCCUGAACACAGUGGCCAGCCAUUCUUAGAUGUGAAAUACUCACGCAGUGCUCUCGGCGAGGCUUUAUUGAUCGUGUUCUUGCUUGCGUCGGCUUCGCAGAUGUUGCCUCAUUACGGCAUUCUUGGUCUCUCGAUCUUUGGCAGUUUCGUAUUCAUUUACUUUGCCGCGACGUCGACCUUCCUUCUACAACAGAUGCCGUUCCCUUUUAUUUCAACGACUCAUGCCGUUCUCACUGUGGUGACAUCAUCUACCGGUGUCGUCCUCUUUCUUCUUGCGCGCAUCAUUUCCGAUGAAGAUUCAAAGUCGCUCUCUCGUGUGAACAUUACGCUUCAGAUACACCAAUUCGCGCACUUACACCCAAUCGACCUCCUCAUUCACAAAGGUUCCAAUCAUUUCGACGAAUACGUCGCCCAGGCUGGCUCCAGCAAAACUCUCGAAGAUGCUGUUCUGGAAUACCAAAAACGAUAUACACAGCUUCCGCCUCCUGGUUUCGACAAAUGGUGGGAAUACGCAACGAAUCGAUCCUCAUUAAUUAUCGACGAAUUUGAUCAGAUUCACAACGAUAUCCUUCCUUUCCGAGCUAUUCCUCCCGCGCAAAUCCGGGAUAUGACUCAGAAAUUGGCGACAAAUCCUUUCAACGACCUCGGGGCAAUCAGCAUUCGCAAUGGAAAACCGAAGGUCCAGGACGGCGUUAAGCCAACACAUGCAUGGAUGGUCAAGGGCGCUGCAGAUAUGAUCGAAAAUUUUUCCCAGUAUCUACCAGACAUGGACCUCGUCUUCAACUUGAAUGACGAGCCGAGAGUCGCGGUACCUUGGGAGAAGACCAUGCGGCUAAAGCGAGCGGCGAGGGCGCGUGAGCCUAUUGCCUCGGGAGCCGUGAUAGACCGCUGGUCUGCCAACAGAGAUCAAGGUUGGGGUUCUAUCGAGCCUGCUGAUCAGACCCACGAGACUGUCUUCACAGACGGUGCAUGGCGAGGUAUCUGGGAUCCAUACGUGAGCGCAGUCUGCCCUCCAUCGUCCAGGGCACGCACUCGACGCAUCUGGAACCGUCGUGACAUCUGCCUGGGCUGUGCAGAGCCUCAUACCAUGGGACAAUUCCCGUUAGAUUUUAAUCUGGCCUCUGAAAUUUGCCAUCAGCCCGAUUUGGCAUUCUUACACGGCCUGUUGAUCUCUCCAGCCUCGUUCAAGGUAUCCCAAGAGCUGAUCCCCGUCUUCAGUCAAAGCGCUCUCACAGGGUUCAACGACAUUCUCUACCCUAGUCCAUGGAACUACAUGGACAAAAUGAAGUACCAGCCGUCAAAAGAGUAUCCGGACCCGGCAUACGAGGAAAAGGAUAACUCCCUCUACUGGGUCGGAAGUACAUCCGAGGGAUACAGCCGCUUCAACGACUGGAAAGGCAUCCCUCGACAGCGCUUCGUUCAUCUCAUUAACAACAACACCGAAAACCAAGUAUCCGUCCUUCUCCCCGCCGGCCAAGGCCUCUACAAGUACGAAAUCAUGGACGGAACCGCACCCACCUCACGCCUCGACCUCCAAACCAACGUCCACCUCGCCGAUCCCAUCCAACGCUGCGAAGACUGCGACAUCCAGUACCAAGAGAUGGGCACCAUCUCUCACGUCGACUUCCAAUCCCACUGGUCACACCGCUUCCUCUUCGACCUUGACGGUGCAGGCUUCAGCGGACGAUUCCUCCCCUUCCUACAAAGCCACAGCCUCCCCUUGAGAACAGGCCUUUUCCGCCAAUGGUUCGACUCACGCGUCAUCUCAUGGUUCCACUUCAUCCCCGUCGAUAUCCGACUACACGGCCUGUGGAGCACAUUGGCUUAUUUCGCCGGCGUGCCGAACCAUGACGAUCCGCGCCAUCCGAUGCGCAUGCAGGCGCAUAGUGAACAGGGGGCGUGGAUUGCUGAGCAGGGACGGAAAUGGACGGAAGUUGCCUUGAGAAAGGAGGAUAUGGAGAUUUAUUUCUUCCGGCUUCUGCUUGAAUGGGGGCGUUUGACGGAUGAUAAUAGGGAUGUUCUUGCGUUUGCGCCGGCUCCAUGA